AUGUCGUCAGCUCUACCACGACCUCGUCUGGUCGCUGUAGUGGGAGCUACAGGCACAGGCAAAUCUCAACUUGCUGUAUCAUUAGCUCAACGAUUCAAUGGAGAGAUUAUCAACGGAGAUGCUCUGCAGAUGUAUGAGGGUUUGCCAAUCACUACGAAUAAGCUGCCAUUAGAAGAGAGGAAAGGCGUACCACACCAUCUACUGGGUUGUAUCAAACUAGGGGAAGAACCGUGGACGGUCAAACAAUUUGUAGAGCUAGCUACUGGUGUCAUUAAAGAGAUUCGAUCAAGGGGACGGCUCCCUAUUCUGGUUGGCGGAACGCAUUACUACACACAAUCUCUUCUAUUUAGCGAUGCAUUAGUCGAAGAGGAGGAGACAGGCGAUGCUACACUUGAGAAUCAGGCCCAGAAAUGGCAAUUGCUCGAUGCAAGCACAGAGGAGAUGCUGAAGGAACUCCGGAAGCUGGACCCAGAAAUGGCCAUGCGAUGGCACCCUAGUGACCGAAGGAAAAUUAGGCGCAGUCUUGAGAUAUGGUUGAAAACCGGUAAGAGAGCCUCUGAAAUAUACGAGCAGCAGAAGACCCAAAGUCUUGAUAUCGAGUCUGGUGGGUGGGAUAGGAGUGCUGUGCCAAUCGGGUCUGAUGCCUCAGCACAAUCUCAUGUCCGAUACGACACGCUUAUCUUUUGGGUUCAUGCGCCCUCAGAUUCGCUCAACUUGAGGCUGGAGCACCGUGUGGAUAGCAUGGUCUCGCAUGGCUUGUUUGAAGAGGUCACUUCCAUGCAAAACUUCCAUCAGGAUCAGGAACGGAAAGGUGAUAGUAUCGAUCAGAGUCGUGGUAUAUGGGUUGCCAUUGGUUUCAAAGAAUUCCUGCCGUAUAUCCUGGACGGAAACCGCCCGGAGAAGCUGAGGCAGGAAGGCAUUGAGCGUACAAAAAUCGCAACAAGACAAUACGCCAAACGCCAAGUUCGGUGGAUCAGGCUUCGGCUGCAGCGCGCUGUCAAUGCCGCGGAUCUCACGCAUAACAUGUUCUUGCUCGAUGCAACUGACUCUUUGCGGUGGUCGGAAGCUGUAGAUGCAAAAGCUCAAGACAUUACGGCAGCAUUUAUCAACAAUUUUGCGCUCCCUAGGCCUGACUCGCUAUCAGAUGCUGCGAUGAAAUUGCUUGUAUCACCUGAAGAGGAGGCUAAAUCUGCAAGAUACUGCGAGGCUUGUGACAAAACGCUCAUGUUCCAUAGUCAAUGGAUCAAUCACCUAAAGGGCAAAGGUCACCGUGCUUCAGUGAGGCCAAAGAUUGACAGGAAAACAUUGUACCCGAGGAACAAUGGUCGCUGA
Molecule: messenger RNA, 1332 nt
Organism: Letharia columbiana
Lineage: Eukaryota; Fungi; Ascomycota; Lecanoromycetes; Lecanorales; Parmeliaceae
Exons: 2
Coding region: 1-1332 (443 amino acids)
Biological process (GO): tRNA modification
Cellular component (GO): mitochondrion
Molecular function (GO): ATP binding; tRNA dimethylallyltransferase activity
Source: RefSeq, a predicted model, not a curated record